AUGAUCAAACCAAACCAAACCAAACCACCUCCUCCCUCCAUCUUCAUCGAUACUCUCAUUCACAUUCCUCCACCACCAUCAUCGUCAUCAGUGCCACGCACGCCCAGCACCAAACAGACAAACCCAAAUCCCCACAGAACCACCAGCCAUUUCCGGUGGGUUCAUUGCGUCCGUAUGGAACCCGCUACCGCCACCGUUUUAUCGCCCAACACUCGUCGCCGCCACCGGAAAAUAGUCGUCAUCAUGGGUCCAACAGGGGCUGGGAAGUCUCGUCUCUCUAUCGACCUCGCAACUCGAUUCUUUAAAAACUCAGAGAUUAUAAACUCGGAUAAAAUGCAGGUCUAUCGUCGACUUGAUAUCACCACUAACAAAAUCACAAAGCAAGAACAGCACGGCGUCCGCCACCAUCUCCUCGGAGCGUUUGACCCAACUCAAUCGGUUGUGAACCCACACGAUUUCCGGAAAAUCGCAUCGGAUGCCAUCUCCGACAUUAUAUCCCGCCGUGGGUUGCCGCUUAUCGUCGGAGGUUCAAACUCAUUCAUCUACUCACUCGUUACAAAACGAUUCGACCCGAAAUCGGAUGUCUUCAACGGACCAAACCCAGACCCCGUCAGCUCAGAGCUCCGAUAUAAAUGUUGUUUCAUUUGGGUGGAUGUCUGCUUACCGGUUUUAAACCAGUAUUUAUGCAAACGGGUGGAUGAGAUGCUGGAUUCGGGUAUGUUGGAGGAGCUCUCGGAGUUUUUCAGUUCCGGCGAACAUUUAAAGGUGAGGCGGAGCGGGUUGGGGCAGGCGAUCGGAGUUCCCGAGCUGGAAGCGUAUUUCCGUACCGGUAAUGGAACGGAGUCCGAUGCGGUGUAUAGUGAGGGAGUGAGGAGGAUAAAGGACAAUACGUGUCAGCUAGCGAAGAGACAAGUGGGUAAGAUCCUACGGCUGAAGGACGGCGGGUGGGAUUUAAAGAGAAUUGACGCAACAGAGGCGUUCAUGGCGGUAUUGACGGCGGAUUCAGGCGGAGGAAGGGUGGCGGAAAUAUGGGAGAAGCAAGUGGUGGAAACAAGCGUAAAGAUCGUGAAGCAAUUCUUGGAGGAGUAG
Lactuca virosa is the source of this 1089-nucleotide messenger RNA. NCBI's taxonomy places the organism in Eukaryota, Viridiplantae, Streptophyta, Magnoliopsida, Asterales, Asteraceae. The record is from the annotation of a GenBank genome assembly.